GAGUAAAUACAAAGUAGUCUCGAUGGGACAGCGGCGUGCGUCACACCGAGAGUCGCUGAUCCGUGUGCGUUUUCAAAAUAAAUAAAUAAAAAACAAAAAAAAAAUUACAAUUACGCUCUCAUGCACACAUCGUGUGUGCCAAGUUUUCAAUUUUAAUUAUUUGUGUUCGUGUUUUUUUUUUGUGUUAUUGAAUGUGAAUUAAAAAAAUAAAUAAAAAAAAUACUAGAUGAACGUGAAAAUAGUGUGUGACAUUUGGAAAACAUGGAUAAAAUAGAACUACUGGGCGGUGCUUGCUUUAGCCAUGGUCCAUACACGUUUUAUAAAGCCGUGCGAAUAGAAAAUGGUCGUGUUCUUCGACUAGGAAGUUUUUUCUUGACGAAACUUUGGAGCGACGCCGAUCUCGUCAGCAUCGGUGAACUUCAAUUACUCUGGCUUGACAGCCGGGGGCCAAACACACCCCUUGCCUCAUUGCGGCUCUACUUCCUGCCGGAAAACACCCCUGAUGGACGAAGGGACACGCACGGAGAGGAUGAAGUGCUGACGAUAUCGGAGAAGGUUGUCGUUCGUGUUCACGACCUUGUGACUUGGUUGGCGCCGUCGUUAGAAUGGUCUUGGGGUAGGGAAGUGUCAUAUCCACCAACACCAUUGAGUUCACCCGAAAACACUCCAUCGAAUCACGAUGUUGGUCAACCUCAAGUUUUGACGGAUCCAGGCAUCGAUUUCUCGGAUGUUGAAAAACAACAACAGGAAUAUGAGAGUAAUCAAAAUCCAAUAGUAAAACAAUUUGAUGCCAGUUUACAAACAAAAGUCAUUGUUCUCUCAUAUCCGAGAUAUUGUCGAUAUCGAUCACUUCUUCGAAGGCUAGAAGGAUCGGAACCAUCCUGGUUAUGGACAUCGGUAGCGGCAGCGGUGGGCGGUUUUACGGCUCCGCCUGGUACAAGGAUCCUUUUUUGCAGAGAUACAUUCGAUUAUCCUGACCUUGAAACACACGAACUACUUUGCAAUCACUUAGCACCGAAAUUAAAAGGAAGGCCUCGAAGAAAACGAAAAAAGCGGAGUGUUUCACCAGGUGAAUCAAGCAAUGAAAGUGAAGCCUCGGUUGCUUCGUCUGUAGUUGCAUCGACGUCUAAAGUUUCUUCCUCAAACUCCUUGAUCAGUAGAUCAUCUUCCUCGGGAGUUCGUCGUAGCGAACGAAAAAUAAGUGUCGAAGAAAAAAAGUUUUUAUCGGACGUCGACAAAUUUAUGAAUUCACGAGGCACACCUGUAGGAAAAAUGCCUUUAUUGGGUUAUAGGCAAAUUGAUCUAUUCCUUUUUUAUACAAAAGUACAAACAUUGGGUGGUUAUGACUCUGUGAGUACUGGCCGUCUUUGGAAGUCCAUUUACGAUGAUAUUGGCGGUAACACUACGUCAACGAGCGCUGCAACAAUUACAAGAAGGCAUUACGAAAGAUUGUUGUUGCCAUACGAAAGAUAUCAAAGGGGUGAGGAGUCAAAAAUUAGGCCUGCUCAUGGAAGACGAACAAAAACAAGUAGUUCAUCAGAGGAGGCAAUCGAAGUGAAAGAUGAACCUGAGGAUUCUUAUUCACGAGAACCGUCACCUCCUAGUGGAAUACCAAAUUCUACAACCGUCACACCUUCUUUACAGUCGAUUUUAUCGACAUCGGCGCUUCUUCCUGGUGAGAAACCGCGAAUGGAAAGUGGAAAAACUUCAUCGUUACGAAGUGUGAGAGUGAAGCCUGAUCGCCUAAAAUCUCUUAAUACAAUAAUUGCAAAUACACCGUCUGCCAGCCAACUGCCAAGUCCACCACCUUCCUCGACUACGUCGUCGUCAACUCCAAAUAGUACGCCGUCGACGACGCCAACCGGUGGCAGUCAAAGUGUUUUAGAGAGGCAGCUCAAUAGUCCAUUAAUGUCGCAACAAGUGCCGCCACCAAGUUCACCACCAGGACUACCAAUUAGCAGCGCUGUUGUCACGUCGAAUGCAUCAACCGUUGUCACAUUAACACCACCGCCCGAAAAGGAUAUCAAGGAAAUUAAAUUGGAUCCAAAACAAACCACCCUGCUGGCUCAGGGCAAGGAAAAUAUUCCCCUCUUCGAUGAGAAACCUAUUUUCCACGAGAAGCCAAUAAUUGUUCCACCUCGAUCACCCGAAGUAAUUGAUCUUGAAAAUGAAAGCGAUUCAAGUAGGGAUAAAAUAAUAAUUCCCAGUUUCAAGAGGCAAAAACUUGAAAUAUUACGCGAAGGUGGCUUGGAAGUGACAGCAGUCGAUUCGCGACCCACCGUCAUUCAACCAAAUUCCACACCUUCACCGCCCAUCAAUCAAAUCAAGUCUGAAGAAAAACCCCUCGUUUCCUUAUCACAAGUCACGGCGCCAUCGAUACCGAAACUUAUCUCCGUCACCGUGACACCCGACAUUAGUCACAUACUUCCGUCUUCGCAGGAGAAUCACAAUAAUCAUCAUCAUCAUCAUCACAAUCAUAUGAAGCAUCAUACACCAACGAAACAAUCCACAAAUCACAAUAGUACCUCGCCGAUAAGUCGUGUCAUCAAUCUUGGCAAUACGAACGCUGCCCUAAUGCAACUUUAUGCAAAUGCAAACGUUGCCGUCUCAAAUACACAAUCAACGACCACGCAAUCGUCGAAUCACCGAUUCGUGGCACCUGUCAUUUCAAAUGGACGAAUACCACCGCCCAGGGUUACGCAAUCACGUUCAAUAUUCGCACACAACGAGAAAACGGUCUACGGUAAUCCAAAGGACAUUCUCACUACCCAAAAAUAUCUACCUCCAGUCGUUGCCGUUCAACCACCACAACCACCAAGAAACGAGUGCCUACCAACCGGUGUCCUCGAUCUCACUCAAAAACAAUCGACCUUCUUCAGGCCUAGCUUGGAAAUCGUUCGCGUACCCGUUGUACCAAGGCCAAAUAUCGAUCACGAUACAACAAGAAACGCGCACAAUAAAACAAAACACGAAUCACCAAGAAAGGAUCCAUUUCCAAAUUAUCCAAAUCUUCUCGAUAGUCGAACAAUGGCAUCCAACAAUCUUGAAAUAACACUCGUAAAUCCAAAAAAGCAUUCCAAUUCCCCUCAAAUGAGUCCACCGAUGAGAAAUUGUAUCAAUUCAAUGCCAAUUCAAAGGAGACAACAACAACAACAACAACAACAACAACUGAAUGGCAAAUAUCCAUUAAGAACAGAACCCGUCUCACCUUAUACACCAAGAAAACCAUCAUUACAUCCAGUAAUACCAAACGUUCCAAAUUUAAGUCAACUAAAUUCUUCCACCUCAAGGUCAUCGUCAUCAUCAUCAUCCUCCUCCAACAAUCAACAAAUUGACAAAAGAAAAACACCUGACUAUCAUCGUCGUAUAAGUGAAGGUGAUAGAACACUUAAUCAACAUAUUGAUCAAAAACAUCAUCAUCAUCAUCAUCAUAAUCAUCAUCAUAAUCAUAAUAAUAGUGAUCGAAGGCAUAGUGUACCGAAUAUACCAACGGGUUUUGUUCCUAAUUUAACGCAAAAUAAUGCUGCAUUUCUUGCACAAUUGCCAAAUAAUCCGGGUAAAUUUCUUCCUAUGAUUGAUCCAAUUUAUUAUCCGGCAUUAUAUAAUGGUUUCUUUCCACCGCCAAUGUCAACGACAACAACAACAACAACAACGGCCGCGGUAACAACGGCAAAUUCACCAUUUCUCUCGCCUGAAUUUAACGCUUAUUAUAAGGAACUACUUGCAUCCUCUUCACAAUCAAGACUGGGGAUCGCGGGACAGCCACCAACUGUUCCAACGUCCAAGUAGAUAAUGAUGGUGGAUCUCAAUAUUAGGAUUAUCAAUCGACAAAUUUAUUAAAAAAAAAAAAAAAAAGAAUAAGUAAA
Messenger RNA from Leptopilina boulardi, 3866 nucleotides. Its product is annotated as AT-rich interactive domain-containing protein 5B-like. The transcript has 7 exons. Gene Ontology annotation, cellular component: nucleus. Gene Ontology annotation, biological process: regulation of transcription by RNA polymerase II. Gene Ontology annotation, molecular function: transcription cis-regulatory region binding. NCBI's taxonomy places the organism in Eukaryota, Metazoa, Arthropoda, Insecta, Hymenoptera, Figitidae. Bases 262 to 3789 code for a protein of 1175 amino acids. The record is from RefSeq and is a predicted model, not a curated record.